Molecule: messenger RNA, 1324 nt
Organism: Musa acuminata AAA Group (dessert banana)
Lineage: Eukaryota; Viridiplantae; Streptophyta; Magnoliopsida; Zingiberales; Musaceae
Product: probable magnesium transporter NIPA9
Exons: 9
Coding region: 82-1116 (344 amino acids)
Biological process (GO): magnesium ion transport
Cellular component (GO): membrane
Molecular function (GO): magnesium ion transmembrane transporter activity
Source: RefSeq, a predicted model, not a curated record
GAUGUCAAAAAGACGACCGAGUUAAAAGGGGAUUGUUCGAAAAGGAGACGAAGAAGAAGAAGAAGGAGAGGGAGAGAGAGAAUGUGGGAAUCGAUAUGCUUGACGCUGAUGGCGACGGCGGGGAACAACAUCGGCAAGGUUCUACAGAAGAAGGGUACCGUGAUCCUCCCUCGCCUCUCCUUCAAGCUCAAGGUGAUCAGAGCGUAUGUUUUGAACAAAUUGUGGAUUAUAGGCUUUCUUAUGGAUAUAUGUGGCGCUGUCUUGAUGCUGAGGGCAUUGUCUCAAGCUCCAGUUUCAGUAAUACAACCAGUUUCUGGUUGUGGACUUGCUAUACUUUGUGUCUUCUCUCAUUUCUAUCUCAAGGAAGUGAUGAAUGCUCUUGAUUGGGUGGGGAUUGCAUUGGCUGGGGCUGGAACAAUAGGAGUUGGCAUUGGAGGGGAUAAGCAAAAUGGUUCGACAGUCUCUCUUUUCCACUUACCUUUGCUGGGCAUCUCAAUUGCCUUGUUGUUUGCUCUUCUGAACACAUGGCUUCGCAUCUACAAGAGUCGAAGGCAGGAGCAGGAGCUGAUGCAUUCUGAAGUGAUUGAGGAAAUUAUAUAUGGCUUGGAAUCGGGCAUUUUAUUUGGGAUGGCAUCAGUAAUAUCAAAGAUGGGUUUUAUGUUUUCAGAGGAGGGCUUCUCAAAGAUCAUGGUACCAAUAUGCAUUUCCAUUAGCAUCUGCUGUAGCGCUUCUGGGUUUGUUUAUCAGACCCAAGGUCUGAAACAUGGAAGGGCUAUUGUGGUAUCCACAUGUGCGGCUGUGGCAUCAAUUAUUACUGGUGUUCUGGCUGGUAUGUUUGCUCUGGGUGAACAUAUGCCUUCUUCUCCCGUUGCUCGAGUGGCUCUUUCACUUGGAUGGAUCUUUAUCACUCUCGGGGUUAUUCUUCUGGUGAGUUCAGCUCGAUUGAUGGCCCUGCUGCCUAGGCCGUUGCGACGACAUCUGAGAAGAAGCAACCUUGAGAAUCACACUCUAAGGAGAUCUGGUUCCUUACGUAUUAAGGAUCCUAGCCCAAGUGCAGUAAUUCAUGCAUCGACGCUGCAUCAUCUGAUAACAUCUCCAUCAAAAGAGAAAGCCUAGUGAAGUCAUAAAACAAAUAAGAAGUACAUGUUGACCUUUUCUUUUAUUUCUUGGGACAACGGUCAGCUUGCUUUUAGACCCUGCGCUAACCUUGUCAUCUUCCCUCCAAUUCCCUAUCAAGGGAAGUGAAGUCUUCUGGGCUUGCUUGUUUACCAGAUCACGUGGUAUAUGUAUAAUUAUUUUGUUGCUAUCAUAUCCAAUUUCUGUC